GGUGCGUAUGUGUGUGUGCGCGUGUGUGUGUAUAUGAGUGUAUGUGUAUGUGUGUGUUUGAUGGUUAAAGCUCGAGCUCUCUCCUGUCAAUAUCGCACUUUAAACACUCCAAUGUAAUGCGAUGGGACUCUGAGGAUGGAUAAAGGCCGACUCCUGAGCGUGUGCCUGGCGGUGUGGGUGCUGUUUGGAGCACGGUGUGACGGUCUGUUGUGUAACUGCACUACGUCUCAGUGUGAAAAGAAUGGCUACCGCUGUGAGACAACGGGAGCCUGCAUGGCUUCGACUUCUCUUAUUGAUGGCCAGGAGCAGCAUGUUCGAAUCUGCAUCGAUAAAGAUAAGCUGGUCCCUCCUGGGCAACCCUUCUUCUGCUUGAGUGCCGAGGGGCUGCUCAACAUCCACUGCUGCUAUACAGACUACUGCAACAGUCUCGAUCUCAAGGUGCACUUGGUGACUGUCCAGCCUAACUCUUCGGCCAUGAUGGGUGGCUGGGGGCCGGUGGAGCUGGUCGCCGUGGUUGCAGGUCCCCUGUUUGCACUGUUUCUACUGGUGCUGCUGGGCCUCUUCCUUUUCCAACACCACCAGAGAGCCUAUGGCCACAGACAGAGACUGGAGGUGGAGGAUCCCAGCACUGAGCACCUGUACCUGGCUAAGGAUAAAACUCUACAGGACCUGAUCUACGACCUGUCCACAUCUGGCUCUGGUUCAGGUCUACCUCUGUUUGUGCAGAGAACAGUAGCCCGGACUAUUGUGCUGCAGGAGAUCAUAGGGAAAGGCCGCUUUGGAGAGGUGUGGAGGGGAAAGUGGAGAGGAGGAGACGUGGCCGUGAAGAUUUUCUCCUCUCGAGAAGAACGCUCCUGGUUUCGCGAAGCUGAGAUCUAUCAGACCAUUAUGCUACGACAUGAGAACAUCCUGGGCUUCAUUGCAGCCGACAACAAAGAUAAUGGCACAUGGACUCAGUUGUGGCUGGUUUCUGAUUAUCAUGAGCACGGCUCUCUGUUUGAUUAUCUGAACCGAUACUCCGUCACCAUCGAGAUCAUGAUCAAACUGGCUCUUUCUGCUGCCAGUGGCUUGGCACACCUGCAUAUGGAGAUCCUGGGCACUCAGGGUAAGCCUGGUAUUGCUCACCGUGACCUGAAAUCAAAGAACAUCUUGGUAAAGAAAAAUCUCACGUGUGCCAUCGCUGAUCUGGGCCUCGCAGUACGCCAUGAGUCUGUGACAGAUACCAUUGACAUCGCCCCCAACCAGCGCGUAGGCACCAAGAGGUACAUGGCUCCUGAGGUGUUGGAUGAGACUAUCAACAUGUGCCACUUUGACUCCUUUAAAUGUGCUGACAUCUACGCUCUGGGGCUGGUGUACUGGGAGAUCGCACGCCGCUGCAAUGCCGGAGGUAUCCAUGAGGAAUACCAGCUCCCCUACUAUGACCUCGUGCCCUCUGACCCUUCCAUAGAGGAGAUGAGAAAGGUGGUGUGUGACCAGAGGUUACGACCCAAUGUUCCAAACUGGUGGCAGAGCUAUGAGGCUUUGCGUGUGAUGGGGAAGAUUAUGAGGGAGUGCUGGUAUGCCAACGGUGCCGCUCGACUGACCGCCCUGCGCAUCAAAAAGACCCUGUCUCAACUCAGCGUGGACGAGGACAUCAAGAUGUAAAAGAAGCCUGAGCAGAGCGACGGUCAGAGAUCACUAACAAAAGAAAGUGUACAAAAUUACUACUGCUCCAAACUCUCCUGCCAGUUUGAGAAAAUGUACCGCCGUAAGUUGAGCUGCGACACGGCCUACCUCACCCACAAAGCCAAAACUACUCACAAAAUCGUAUUGCAUUCUAUAUUCUCGAGCUCUUCUCCUCCUCUAGCUCUUCUUAAUGUAUGGCCACAGACUGCAAGUUCUGAUCCUACUGAUCUACAGCGAACACUACUGCCCCUAUAACAGCCCAUAGCUAUAAAUAUCAUGGCAUUAAUAGUUUCUUUUCCCCAGAUAUUUGAAUGAGCCCCAUAUCAGCAGCUGGGAGCGGAGAUCACGCUUAACACGUGUAACGCGUGAACUCCCAGCGCGAGUCACUACAUCGGGCUGUUAGUGUGUCAAGAAGGUUUGUACAGAUCUUACCGCACUCCAUCUGUCUCGCUCUCAUAGGAACGUCCGUGUUAAACGUUAGCAGAGUAUUUUAGUUGAAUGCAGGUGCUAUUUUAAGCUUUAGCUUUUAUUUUUUAUUAUUGGUAUAAUCAGGGUGCAAAUAAUUUUACCCCAACCUCAGAUUUUAAAGUUAAGGUUUAGUAAAGGACAGAUUAGUUUGGUCACUCCAGGGAAAGCUGACAAAUAUUUGGAUAUAUAUAUAUAUAUAUA
Messenger RNA from Silurus meridionalis, 2334 nucleotides. RefSeq names its product activin A receptor type 1Bb (gene acvr1bb). Bases 136 to 1644 code for a protein of 502 amino acids. The record is from RefSeq and is a predicted model, not a curated record. Gene Ontology annotation, cellular component: plasma membrane; activin receptor complex. The transcript is spliced from 9 exons. NCBI's taxonomy places the organism in Eukaryota, Metazoa, Chordata, Actinopteri, Siluriformes, Siluridae. Gene Ontology annotation, biological process: nervous system development; protein phosphorylation; activin receptor signaling pathway. Gene Ontology annotation, molecular function: activin binding; ATP binding; activin receptor activity, type I.